AUGCGAACAGCAUUCAAGAUUAGGGAUCUUGGUGAACCUAGUUUCUUGCUAGGGAUUGAAAUAAUCAAGUGUAAGGAUGGAAUUUUGCUCUCUCAGCAAAGAUACAUGACAGAUAUCUUAAAACGUGCUGGCAUGACAGAUUGUAAACCUCUUGUCACCCCUAUGUCUGCUUCUAAACCCGCUGUCUCCCAUGCGGAUUUAUAUGAAGAUGCCACACACUAUAAAAGUCUGACAGGUGCAUUACAAUAUCUUACAGUUACCCGCCCAGAUUUGUCCUUUGUAGUAAAUCAUCUAUGUCAGCACAUGCAUGUGCUUACCGUCUCGUAUUGGGAACAAUUGAAACGUGUUCUAAGGUAUGUAAAGGGAACUAUCACUUCUGGUUUGCGAAUUCGCAGAUCAGUAUCCAGAGAAUUACAUGCUUUCUCAUAUUCCGAUUGGGCUGGCGAUCCUGAAGAUCGUAAAUCAACCAGUGGGUAUGUAGUUUUUCUUGGUUCUAAUUUUAUAUCGUGGGUAUGCAAGAAGCAACGGACUAUUGCUAGAUCAUCUACUGAAGCCGAGUGUAAAGCUUUAGCAGAUGUCUGUGCCGAGGUAAUCUGGACUCUCUCGCUCCUACAAGAAAUCGGCAUAACCAACAAUUUCCAGCAGGUGGGCGAUAGGUGA
Molecule: messenger RNA, 660 nt
Organism: Ipomoea nil (Japanese morning glory)
Lineage: Eukaryota; Viridiplantae; Streptophyta; Magnoliopsida; Solanales; Convolvulaceae
Exons: 1
Coding region: 1-660 (219 amino acids)
Source: RefSeq, a predicted model, not a curated record